AUGGCGCAGUUAGCGUACAACAACGCCAUACACGCUACCACCAGAGAAACACCAUUCUUCGCUAACUAUGGGUUUAAUCCCACUAUUAUCGGGAAAACUAUCGGAAAACAGCCACUCGCAGAAUCGUCGAGACUACUAGCGACUAGGCUUAAGCAACUGCAUUUGCAACUGACAAGGGACAUCGAGUUUCUCAAUCUGCGCAUGAAAAACUACUACGAUCAGUCGCGCCAGGAGGCGCCGGACUUUCGAAAGGGGGAGAAAGUUUACCUCUUACGACGCAACAUUCGCACCACACGACCUAGCGCAAAGCUCGACCACCUCAAAUUAGGACCAUUUGAAAUCGAAGCAAAAACAGGACCGCUCAAUUACCGAUUAAAGCUACCUGACAGCAUACGACGCAUCCAUACCACAUUUCAUGUCUCAUUAUUAGAAAAAGCACCUAAGAACGCCAAAAUCGCUACCAACGUAGAAAUCGGAGAAGAAACCGAAAAUGAAUAUAAGGUCGAAGAAAUCCUAGACACCAACAAAAUCAGCGGAAAGCCUCACUACUUAGUAAAGUAG
Penicillium oxalicum is the source of this 561-nucleotide messenger RNA. RefSeq lists its product as uncharacterized. Lineage: Eukaryota; Fungi; Ascomycota; Eurotiomycetes; Eurotiales; Aspergillaceae. The coding region runs from base 1 to 561 and encodes 186 amino acids. The record is from RefSeq and is a predicted model, not a curated record. The transcript has a single exon.